Antechinus flavipes (yellow-footed antechinus) is the source of this 1624-nucleotide messenger RNA. It is a transcript of the gene RAB37, whose product is annotated as RAB37, member RAS oncogene family. The transcript is spliced from 9 exons. Gene Ontology annotation, molecular function: GTPase activity; GTP binding. Bases 201 to 875 code for a protein of 224 amino acids. NCBI's taxonomy places the organism in Eukaryota, Metazoa, Chordata, Mammalia, Dasyuromorphia, Dasyuridae. Gene Ontology annotation, biological process: protein localization to plasma membrane; Golgi vesicle fusion to target membrane; protein secretion. The record is from RefSeq and is a predicted model, not a curated record. Gene Ontology annotation, cellular component: dendritic spine; Golgi apparatus; plasma membrane.
CUGGGGGAAUGGACGACGAGUGGGGAGCUGCCCCGGGGAAGCGGGGGGAAGAGGUAGACCACUAGGGGCCAGCCCCAGAGAGAGUAGCGGGUCCAAGCCCAGGCUGGCUCGGAGCAGUAGAGGAAAGUGAGAGCAGAGCUUCGGGCGGGGCACAGUUAGUUUUCUCGUUGACACUCUGGAACAGCCGCUACACCAGAGACAUGAGAAGUCCCUUGGGCGCCACUGUUACGCGGGAAAGCGGGCUCCCGCAGCUCUUCUCGCCCAGCAGUCCGAGCUACGAUCUCUCAGGCAAGGUAAUGCUGUUGGGAGACUCAGGCGUUGGGAAAACCUGUUUCCUGAUCCAUUUCAAAGACGGGGCUUUCCUAUCCAGGACCUUCAUAGCCACAGUCGGCAUAGACUUCCGGAAUAAGGUGGUGACUGUGGAUGGCACAAAAGUGAAACUACAGAUUUGGGACACAGCAGGGCAAGAACGAUUCCGAAGUGUCACUCAUGCCUAUUAUCGGGAUGCCCAAGCCCUGCUCCUGCUCUAUGAUAUCACCAACAGAUCUUCCUUUGACAAUAUCCGGGCCUGGCUAACUGAGAUACACGAGUAUGCCCAGAGAGAUGUGGUGAUUAUGUUGCUGGGCAACAAGGCGGAUGUGAGCAGAGAAAGGGUAGUCCGUUCAGAAGAUGGAGAGACAUUGGCCAGAGAAUAUGGUGUGCCUUUCAUGGAAACCAGUGCUAAGACGGGAAUGAAUGUGGAGUUAGCCUUUUUGGCUAUUGCCAGGGAACUGAAACACCGAGCGGGACAACAACCGGAAAAUGAGCCCAGCUUCCAGAUUCAUGACUAUGUGGAAUCCCAGAAGAAACAGCCUAGUUGCUGCCCAUUUGUGUGAGAAAAAAGGGGCAGAGGAAGUCUGGGGAAAACCAGUGGGCUGAGAAUAUUCCCCAUCUCUAAAAUGAACUUUUAAACACCUUAAUUACUCUAAUGGGGGCAUGAGUCCCCAGUUGAAAACAAGAGGCAGAAGCAUAAGGAAUGCCAAAGAAAUAUGUUACACAAACACACCAUCCCAUCACUGCUUUCUGCCAGAAGGGACCUAUAUUUGUGCAUCAGACUUUUCCUUGCCGCCCUUUUCCCAGUGGUUAUAGUUUCUGAGUCUCUGGACAUUUGAGGACCAAAGAUAGCUUUAAGUUAAAUUUUGUUCUAGUUCCACAAUAGUGAAAACUUUGGAAAAUAGAAAACCUGAUUCCUUCAGAGAAACAGAGGCCAGAACUAAUAACCUCCCUAUUACUUUUAAUUCAGGGCCCUUCCUUCCAAACUUCUCUGGUAAAGCCCCUCAAUCAACCUGUGACUCGAGGGACUCUGACUUUGUUCCAGUUCAUCAACAGAUCCCAGAAAAGGGCAAUUAGUGGCCACUAUGUCUCUUAUUAGUUUUUAGCCCAUGAGAGACAGACAUCCUUUGUAUUUUCACAUUCUUUGACUUUUCAGAGGCUCAUGGACUACAAUAAUCACUAAAUCACUGUGGUCUGACCUGAAGUAUAAUUCCCAAGUCAAAUGAGUGAAAAUUUCAGGAGAGUAUAGAUGUAAAGGUAUGAAUUGAGUUUCAGAGAGAAUGAGAGAGAGAGAGAGAGAGAGAGAGACAGA